AUGCCUAGGCGCACAAGCUCGAGGCUCCGGGGCGGGGCCGCGCCUGCUGCGAGUGCGGUGGCUGCUGGAGAAUCUGAUGGAGAGGGGUGCAGUGGUGGCGGCGGCGGCGGCAGCGUUGGCUUCCCGUUCCCGCCUUCGCCGGGAAAGCGCAAGGCGCGGAGCCCGGUCGAGGAGGACCACGGCCAACUGGCGGCGGGUCUUGCCAACCCGCACCCGCUCCGGUCCCCGUCGUUCAAGUCGCCCAAGAAGAGGGUGCAGGGAAUCGGCGACAGGUUCAGCGCCGCGCCCUUCGGCAAGGAGAACGACCUUCACCUGAGCAGUGGCAGCGGCAGCGGCUUCAGCCUUGGCCGUGGGAUGUUUUCGGCUCCGUUGUCCGCGGACGGCGGUGCAGCCGGUGCCUUCCGCCUCUCUGCCUUCAGCGCGUUUUCGCAACACGCGUCACCCAGGCUGAAGAACGAGCAGAGCAGGGGCGGGGGCGGCAGGAGGAGGGGCCGUGGGGAGGAAAUGGCGGCAGACCCCCUGCAGUCUACGGCAGCGGCGGAGGCGGUGGCUGACGCCCCCUCGACGCCCCGCGUGCCCGCCGCGGGCCCGGCGGGGAAGGACUCUUCCAUGCUGCCCUUUCUGCUAGCCCCGGCCAGCGUGACGAGCUCGCCGGACUUGCGCCGCAAGGCGUCCUCCCGCCGGGCACCGCGCUCCACCCGCAGCACCAACACCAACAGCACCAGCAGCAGCAGCGGCGGCGGCGGUAUUGGCAUGGGCAUCGGAAUCCGAAGGAGCCGGGAGGGUAGCAGCCCUUCCCCCCCGUUGAUCCCCCCGCUUCCUGGCGUACCCUCGGGGGCAGGAGCGGCGGCGGCGGCCGACGGUGCUGCCUCUCAGGCCGCUGCUGUUGGCUCGUCGUCGCCGCGCGACCCCUCCACGUCAACGCCGCGUAAGGGACGGUACUCCUUUCGGUCGGGCGCCGGCUGCGCCACUGGCGGUCGGCGGUCGGCGACGAUAGCUGCUGCUGCUGCUGCGGCGGCGACCUCGUCGUCGGCAGAGUCCAUGUCCGCGGCCAGCCCCACCGAGGUUAACUCCGGCGGUGGCGGCCCGGCGGGGUCGUACAGGCGUGCCGUCGGGGGCGGCCGGCUCGGGGCUAGCGGCGGCGGGGGGGGGGACACCAUGUCGGAUCACUCGCCCAGGCGAUCGCCGGUCCACUGCCUGACGGAAUCGCUGCAGAAGUGGGACCCCAGCAGCCGGUACGCAAGCCCGGCGGAUGACAACAACAACAACAACAUCGAGGAGAGGGGCGCCGACGCCGGCGACGAGGACGAGGGUUCGCGCGCUGCCGCCGGGGGCGCUGCCGCUGCCGCAGGGGGAGGGGGAGCAGCAACGGGGGUCGCGGGAGCGACGACGAAGGAGGUCGGGGCCAGCUGGAACGGCCAGGAGCUGCGCCGCACGCUGGAGAAGGAGCGCAUGGGGCGGGGGCGCCGGCGCCGGCACUCGAUCACCUCCGCCCAGGACGUUUACCCGCAGGUGAGGUUCGGGGACCACUCCCCCAUCUCGCCCGCGUCCAGCGCCGCGUCGAUAGCUCUCGAGGGCUUCGACGCAACCCCCCCCGCGAGCGCCGGCCGCCCGUGGCGAUCGUCUCCCAGGAGAGUGAAGGGCGGCGGCGGCGGCGCUGGCAGCGGAGGAGGUUCCGGUCGGCGAGCGAGCGACAGCGUCAGUAGCGGUAGGGGUAGCUGCAGGAGAGGUGACGGCGACGGCGCCGGCGCCGGCGACGAGGCGGUCGGGUCGGCGCACCACUUUGGGAUCGUGCGGAUGGAGGGGUCUUGGUCGGACGACGACACCGGCCCGUCGGGCACCGUGAUGAAGCUCGCCUUUUCCCCCAGCAAGAUUUCCGCCGACGCGCGGACGCCGACGGCGGGUGGGAAAGGGUUGACCUCGCCGCCGUUCUCGGUGGAGUCGCCCACCCCCCUCUCGAAGAGCGGAGACAGCAGCGCCUCGACGGAGGGCACCACGGGGGAGUCGCACCACCCGGCGUCACCGGAGCACCCCUCUCUGGGCUCCAUGCGCGACCUGAUGGACGAGGGCACGGACGACGAGGAGGAGGGCGGCGGCGGGGGGACUCGCGGCGGCGGUGGCGACGGCGACAGCCGCGCGGCGUUGGUGCGGCGCAGGCGUCGGCGGCCGCGGCCGGAGGUAGCGCUUCGAACGCUGGAGAUGCCGGACGCGAUGGACACGGAGGGCGACCCAACGGCGGCGGCGACGGCGGCGGCGGCGGCUGGUGCGGAAAGCAGCUCGGCUACCGCUGCCGCGGCCAGCAAAAGUACCCCGAAUCCUCUCGUGUCCCCCACCGCGUUCGCCGGAAAAGACCUCGACGGCGGCGGCGGAGCCGGGUUCGGGAGCGGGUGUACGACGGCGCGCCGGCGGUGGGAAGGCCCCGCACCCCUCGAAGGUUCGUCGAUGUGUACGCAGGGCACGCCGGGUACGGCGGCGGUGGCGGCGGUGGCGGCGGUGGUGGCAGAGUCUUCUUCCGUGACGACGGCGGACGAUUCGUGGAUUCGCGAGCGCGGCAGCAAGGGCAAGGGUAGAGGAGACUGGGGGGGGUGUUCCACAUCGUCCGGGUUCGGAGCGACGGCAGAGGAUGCUCAGCAGGACGUGAGCGGUGGGGAGGGGAACUCGAGCGGGAUGAUGACGACACUGGGCCUGAGCGGGCUGAGCGGCCUGGCGGAUACCUCUGGCGCGUUCGAAGCCUCGACGUCGUUUGUCAAGUCCCGGCCUAUCCCUGAUCAGUCGGCCUUCACCUCGUCAAGGUUUACCAAGGUCGGCGCGCAGUCUCCCCUUGUGGGCAGCAGCGGCGGCGGCCCGGCUGCUCCCGUGUGCCUGACGCCGCGGAAGUCGAUGAUGCGGUGCCCCCCUACGCCGCAGCGCACGCCCACGUGGGAGAGCGAGGACAGCUUGCUGCUGGAGGGGGCCGGGAGCGGCGGCGGUCGCGCUCCUCGCGGUGGGGGCAUCUCGGCGGGGGGGCUGUUAAGCAGCAGCCGGAGCUGCCUCCUCCAGAGCAAGCUCCUCGCGAGCAGCAGCAGCGAUGACUGCAUCGUCGACGCCGCGGCAGGCGGCAGCGGCACCGGCGUGGCGGCGAUUGACGUUGUCUUUGCGAACGCCUCUUCCUCCUCCUCCUCCUCCCCCGGAGGCGCCGCCGCGCGAAGGAGCUCUCCUCGUUUGGAGGCGGCAGCCGCCGCGGCUGCUGACGGCGGCGGCCCCGCGGCAGCGGCGGCGAGCGGGAGCGGCCGUCGGCACGACGGCAGCAGCAGCAGCAGCAGCAGCAACAGCAGCUUCGGAGGAGCGAGCGCGAGAGGAGGGCGGGGCUGCGGCGGGCGAGAGCGGCUAAGCGCCGGCGGGACGAACACCGGUGGCCGCGGCGGCGGCAGCCGUGUCUCUAGCGAUGCCGAACCGGCGCCGGCCGUUGUCGCCACAGCCAGCAGUGGAGGCGGCGGGGUGGUGGUGGGAGCCGGCGCCUCGACAGCCGCCGCCACGGACAGCACCCUGGGCUUCAAGCACGACUUCGUGCAGAUGGGGCCGAUUGGGGAGGGAGGCUUCUCCGUGGUGUGGAAGGUGCGCGCUAAGGGCACCGGGCGGCUCUACGCUAUUAAACGGAGCAAGAGAGAGUUCCGGGGCAAGCGCGACCGGGACCGAUGCCUGCUCGAGGCGAAGGCGCUGCAGCGCCUCGGGCAGCACCCCGGAGUUAUCCGGUUCGAGCGGGCGUGGCAGGAGGAGGGGCACUUCUGUCUGCAGACGGAGCUUUGCGAGCUCGGAACCCUUAAGGACUUUCUCGAGAGGCUUCCUUCUCGGCGCGAGAUCCCUGAGUCGGCGGUGUGGCAGGUCUUGCAGGACAUCGGGCAGGCGCUGAGUCACGUGCACGCGAUGGGCCUGGUGCACCUGGACGUGAAGCCGUCAAACCUCUUGAUCGGCGAUGAAGGGGGACGCUUGAAGCUGGCGGACUUCGGCAUGGCCACGGCGUACGGCGAGGGGAUGGAAGGAAUCGGCGACGGUCAGGAGGGGGACACGCUGUACAUGGCCAAGGAGCUGCUCUCUUCCACGGCGCGACUCCCCUCGGCGGACAUGUUCAGCCUCGGCUUGACCGUGUACGAAGUGGCGACGAGAAUAGAGCUGCCGGGGGACGGCGAGGACUGGCACGCCAUGAGGGACGGGAGGGCUGUCGGUCUUCCUUCUUCGAGGUCGAGGGACCUGGGGGACGUCUUGCGCCAGUUGAUGCACCCCGACCCGCGGCAGAGGCCUACGGCAGACGCGCUGUGCGAACACCCUCGCGUUGCCAACGUCACCGACGGCGGCGCCAGCGGCACAGACAAGAAAACCGCCGGAGGGAAACCCGUUGCGCCGGGGACGGGAGCGGCGGCGGCGGCGANGGGGCGGCCUAAAGGAAUAUAGCUUGGCUAGAGCGGUACGAAGCGCGCGUUGUAUCUUGGGGGGGGGGUGAGGGGGGAGUGAGGGGAACCACAUGGUUUCGUCGGCAGGGGUGCAAGAGGUAGAGAACGUUUGGUUGGUGUUUUGCGAACGUAGGUGCGGUUGACUGGCCGCGCGCUUGCCGCAAAGAAAGGUGUGUAAUCAAUUGUGGGGUGGUUGGUUAUAAAUGCAAAUGUAUGAGUUAUUCCGUGUGCUGGGUGGAGAACCGUUGCUGGCGGUUGGGGGGCGGGUUGGGGACCAGGGAAAAGAGAAAGAGUGACACGGGGUUCGAUUGAGAGGUAGGUGCGGAAGACGAGCGACUCGCCACGUUCUGGGAUGGUUUGGGGGGAGGUCUGCACGGCGCUUAUUUUUUUUCUUGUUGUGGAGCGGGCCGGAAGAGGAAAAGAGGUUUGAUGCCGCAGUGCCGCGGCAGUUGGAGGGUUAGUAUUUGUGUCUUCGUUUUUAUUCUCCCAUCCCCUCCCCCCCUCCCCCCCCAUCACCACUCGCGGCACCCGACCUUAUCCCCACGGACAAAUAGUCAAUUCAUGGAGCACAACUGCAUCUCAAGUUUGUUCGAUGACUCCCCGUAUUUUUCUGUACGCAUUUGUAGGGCAAGAUUCUUGCUGUCCUCAUAUUAAUCCUUUUUUUUUUUUUCUUAGUUGGGUAUGCUUCUCGUCCGCCACAGAUGCUGUGGUGAAGCUACACGAAGUGUUAUUGGUUGUAACGUGUGUGUAUAGAUAGGCCAAUCACCGUCGUUUCGGCCAGAGGCAAGCGCGGAUAUUUUUUUCUUGAACGUGUGGUGGUCUGUGCCUUCAUGCUCUGUGGCUGAUGUUGCUGCCCUUGUUUCACGCCCGCGGGCUGUGCAAGGCUUGGCUACGCUCUGGGGGCGAGACCGUGUGGGGCCGUGCGUGGUGCGCGUGCCCCACGUUUUGAUAGAUGCGUCCCGCCUGUGAUUGCGCCGCACGAUUUUUUGACCAAUCAGGAAACAACUGCGUGCCACCUGUGGCCACUCUCGUUCAGCCAGCACGGCGGGUGACGCCUACAUAGAAUAAAAGCUUAAUCGUCGAGUGAAGUGGAACGAACGUCGCCAGUUCCGUGUUUUUGUCACGCGACGUUUCGUCUUUUUGUUUGUUGUGCUUGGG
Messenger RNA from Ectocarpus sp. CCAP 1310/34, 5585 nucleotides. Lineage: Eukaryota; Phaeophyceae; Ectocarpales; Ectocarpaceae. The record is from the annotation of a GenBank genome assembly.